UUAGGCAGAGUUCUAUUAGGUAGAGUCCUAUUAGGCAAAGGAAGGUAAUAAAGAUUACUUCAUAUUUAUGUUUAUAAUGAAUGAAUUAAUCAAUAUUUCUCUCGCUCCAGGGAGGAUGUUCGUACGGCCAGUGUGACAGCAGUAGGAGGAGUCACCUGUCUGGUUGUUGACAGAGAGUGAGAGACCCCAGGAGAGAGAUGGAGAGAGAGAGAGAGAGAGAGUGUGUGUGUGCAUGUAAUUGAAUGGUUCUUCAUUGGUUGAUGUGGGGUUGUGUUCCAGGUCAUUCAUGCAUCUGAUUGGAGGGCUGGAUGAUGUCAACAGCAGACAGAACGAGAGUGAUGAGCUCAAGGCCAAGUUGGAGGCAGAGGCAGGGUUUUUCUGCAGUGUGUCUCUUACUGAUAUCCAUGUCAUCUGCACCCUCGGACUAGGAGGCUUCAGUCGCGUUGAGCUGGUUCAGUUAAAUAGUGACACCAGUCGGUCGUUUGCUCUGAAGGUUCUAAAGAAGCGUCACAUUCUGGACACCAGCCAACAGGACCACAUCCUCUCAGAGAGACGCAUCAUGAUGGAUGCACACAGCCCCUUCACCAUCAGGUUGUAUCGGACGUUCAGGGACUCUAAAUAUCUGUACAUGCUACUGGAGGCCUGUCUGGGAGGAGAACUGUGGACUCUACUGAGAGACAGACAUGAUCUGUCACAUGAUCUUAAUCUGCAGUCACACAGAAACAGGAAAUGCUCCCAAUGUAGUGUGUGUGUGGGGGGGGGUGUGUGUGGGUGCGUGUGCAUGUGUGUGUGUGUGUGUGUGUGUGUGUAUCAGGUGGAUUUUGGCUUUGCUAAGAAGGUGGAUCUUGGUCAAAAGACGUGGACAUUCUGUGGGACUCCAGAGUAUGUGGCCCCAGAAAUCAUCCUGAGCAAGGGACAUGAUGUCUCCGUUGACUGCUGGUCCCUGGGGAUACUCAUCUACGAACUGCUCAGCGGCAGUCCUCCGUUCUCUGGUUCUGAUCCUAUGAAGACCUAUAACAUCAUCCUGAGAGGAAUUGACAUGGUGGAGUUCCCCAAGAAGAUCUCCAAGAGUGCUGCCAACCUCAUCAAACGCCUCUGCAGGGACAACCCAUCUGAGAGGGUGGGGAACCAGAAGAACAGGGUGAAGGACAUCCAAAAACACAAGUGGUUUGAAGGUUUUAACUGGGAGGGACUCCGACAGGCAACUCUGGCCCCUCCCUUCACUCCUACUGUAUGUACACACACAUACACACACACACCACACAGACACACACACUCAGCACUAUCUCCUCUCUCCCAGGUGAAGGGUCCACUGGACACUGGCAACUUUGACUGUUUCCCUGAUGACAACGAGGCCACGCCCCCAGACGAUGAGUCUGGCUGGGAUCUGGAGUUCUGACUGAACACCACACAUUGAGUAUACCAAACAUUAGGAACACCUUCCUAAUAUUGAGUUGUGUCAAGUUGG
Coregonus clupeaformis (lake whitefish) is the source of this 1468-nucleotide messenger RNA. RefSeq names its product cGMP-dependent protein kinase 1-like. The record is from RefSeq and is a predicted model, not a curated record. Gene Ontology annotation, biological process: protein phosphorylation. NCBI's taxonomy places the organism in Eukaryota, Metazoa, Chordata, Actinopteri, Salmoniformes, Salmonidae. Gene Ontology annotation, molecular function: ATP binding; cGMP-dependent protein kinase activity. The transcript has 8 exons. The coding region runs from base 287 to 1399 and encodes 370 amino acids.